This is a messenger RNA of Brassica napus (rape), 1560 nucleotides long. RefSeq names its product replication protein A 70 kDa DNA-binding subunit C-like. NCBI's taxonomy places the organism in Eukaryota, Viridiplantae, Streptophyta, Magnoliopsida, Brassicales, Brassicaceae. The transcript is spliced from 10 exons. The coding region runs from base 1 to 1560 and encodes 519 amino acids. The record is from RefSeq and is a predicted model, not a curated record.
AUGUCUUCAAAGCAGAAAAUAGUUUACCUUGAUGAGAUUCGUCCAUGGAAGACAGCCUGGUUGAUCGAAGCCAAGAUUCUGCACACGUGGAAACCAUCCAAUGCCAGCUUUGGUGAGAGUUUGGAAAUCGUCAUGUCAGACAAAAAGGGGACCAAGAUUCAUGCUACAUGUAAGAAAAACUAUCUGCAGUCUCUGGGGGAACAAUGUAAAGUUGGCGAAUGGAAAACACUAUACAACUUUCAAGUGAGUGCAACCGGCAAACAUUACAGACCAACGCAGCAUAUGUAUAAGAUCACUUUCAUCAAUCAGACGGUUAUUAAACCCUCUGAGUUCCAAAACGAUGACAUGUUUCUUUCUUUGGCAACAUUUGAUUCCAUUAUGAGUGGAAAGUUAGAUAACGAUAUCUUAAUAGACAUUAUUGGACAAGCUAUUGAAGUUGGUGAGAUUCGAACUCUCCAAUGUGGUGGAAAGGAGAAAAAAAAGAUUGAAUUCCAGCUAAGAGACGUCAGUGAUGAACGCAUACCAUGUUGUUUGUGGGGAAAGUUUGCUGAGGAUAUGGAAUCUCAUAGAGAGGAAGCACAAUUUGGAGUUGUUGUUUGUCUCAUCCGAUUCGCUAAAAUUGGGGCCUUUCGAGGUAACCUCCAAAUCUCAAACGGGUAUGAUUCUUCACAAUUGGUUUUCAAUCCUAACAUAAAAGAAGCAGAGGAAAUAAGAGAAGCUUACAAAUUCCAUGACGAUUCUUUGAGCAUUGUUGAAACAAGUGAAGAAGGCAAAGAUAUUGUAUCUCAAGCCAACAAUGGGACCAGACAGAAAUUAACUGGAUGGGAAACAGUUGAGGUUAAAACCAUAUCUGAGAUAUUGAAUUUCACACAGGUUGAUAAGUGCAAGGUUGUUGCUACAAUCUAUGCCAUAGAUACUGAUUAUGCAUGGUAUUAUUUUGGAUGUGAUUUGUGUCAAACCAGGACUUAUAAAGUCCCCGCUGAAGAUAUAAAUCCUUCCAUCGUAACCAAGCCUUUGUUUUGGUGUGAAAAAUGCAAUAAGAAUGUGAUGAAUGUUAAACCAAGAUAUAAGCUCCAUCUCGUGGCUAAGGAUGAUACAGCUAAAGCAAAAUUUGUACUUCUUGAUUGGGUUGCAUGGCCAGUUAUAGGAGUAAAGGCUGAAAAAAUUCUCAAUGGUUCUUUGGAUGAGGUUGAAGAUCCUGAGAUGUUGCCUGACUGUAUUAAUGAAAUUGUGGGGAAGACUUAUAAUUUUGGGGUUACCAUCGAAAAAGGAUCUGAGACUUUUAAGGUACUUAAAGUCUGGUCAGUUUACAACACACUCAUGGUUGAUUCCCAAUCGGAAUCUAUUUCUGGAAAGGGAAUAACAGCAAACUCAGCAUCAGAGGUGUCUCUAUUGACUUACAGUGAUGAAAGCUCAAGCAAGAUGGCAACUCCUUCAAAGCGAUCAGUGGACGACAUUGUUGAUAUUCCAGAUAACACCUCGACUUCAAAGAUGCGCCAUGUCAAAAGUAUCAAGAUUGAGAAGAUGAGCAGUGAUGAGCUAGCCUUAAGGAAGAACUAA